AAUCCAAUUCCAUUCCUCUUUGAAGCUCUUCUUAUGGAUUAUUCAUUCCAUUAUGCAAUGGCUAACCAUUACAUAGUUGGAGUUGCAGGUGUUAUAGUUUCUCUCUUGGGGCUUGUUUUCCUGUACUACAAUUCUCUAGUAAGAUUUAGGGGACUAAGCAAGCUGAAAAGGCCAGCUUCUAUGGAUGCUCCAAAGGAAAACUACGUAAACAGAAAUGGAAACUGCGAGGCUGUUGGGACCACAGAUAUUAUCAUAGUCGGCGCCGGAGUUGCCGGUGCCGCUCUUGCCUAUUCUCUUGGAAAGGAUGGACGUCGAGUGCGAGUGAUCGAGAGGGACUUAAAUGCGCCUGACAGAAUCGCCGGUGAAGCUCUGAUUCCAGGGGGAUACCUCAAGUUAAUGGAGUUGGGGCUAGAGGAUUGUCUCGAUGAGAUUGAUGCUGUACGAAUGCCGGGAUAUAUUCUAUACAAGGAUGGAAAGGAGGCCUCCGUAAUUUUUCCUCUGGAAAAGUUUCAGCCCCAUGUGGAUGGAAGAACUUUUCGUCAUGGUCGUUUCGUUCGAAAGUUGAGGAACAAAGCUGCAUCUCUUCACAAUGUCAGCCUUGAACAAGGGACUGUAACGUCUCUGAUUGAAGAAAAUGGGACUGUCAAAGGAGUGCACUACAAAGAUAAGAGUGGUCAACUGAUGACAGCUUACGCUUCGCUCACCUUCGUCUGCGAUGGUUGUUUCUCGAAUUUGAGACGCUCUCUCUGCAAUCCCAAGGUUGAUAUCCCUUCUUAUUUUGUUGGUUUAGUCCUGACGAACUGUAAGCUUCCUAAUGAAAAUUACGCAGCUUUUGUAUUAGAAGAACCUGCACCUAUCUUAUUUUAUCGCAUUAGCAGCACCGAAAUUCGUUGUAUGGUGGAUAUUCCUAGUCAAAAUUUACCUUCUAUUUCGGAUGGUGAAAUGUCCCAUUAUUUGAAAACUCAAGUGGCUCCCAAGGUUCUUCCUGAACUCUACACUGCCUUUAUUGCUGCAAUAGAGAAGAAGGGUAACAUAAGAACGAUGCCGAUUAAAAUCAUGGCGGCUGCUCCACACCUGACUCCCGGUGCAUUUUUGAUAGGCGAUGCAUUCAAUAUGCGGCAUGCUAUAACCGGAGGAGGAAUGACUGUUGCAUUAUCUGAUGUCAUCUUAUUGAGGGAUCUUCUAAGACCCUUGCAUGAUCUAUCAGAUGCAUCCACCAUUUGCAAAUAUCUCGAGUCCUUUUAUACACUGAGGAAGCCAAUGUCAUCUACAAUCAACACACUGGCUAAUGUCCUACAGAAGGUUUUCAGUGCCACGUCGGAUCCUGCAAUGAAUUCUAUGCAACAGACAUGUUUUGGAUACUUGAGACUUGGAGGUGUAUUUGCAAAUGGACUAUCAGCUAUGCUAUCUGGUUUAUGCCCUCGUCCAUCAAGCUUGGCAUUUCAUUUCUCUGCCAUGGCAAUAUACGGCGUCGGCCAAUUAUUACUUCCGUUUCCUACUCCGAAACGCUUGUGGAAUGGAGCUAAACUCCUUUGGGUUGCAUCCAGUGUUCUUUUUCCCUUUAUAUGGUCUGAAGGAGUGAGACAAAUGUUCUUCCCCCUAACUGUGCCUGCAUACUAUAGAACUCCACCCGGAAAAAGUAUGAGAAGAAACUCCUUGGAUUAAUUUGCAGCAUAUGUUGUGAGCAAUAAGAAAUUAUUAAAAUAUAUGUACUACAAAAAUUGUCGUGAAUAAGUCAAUGAGAACUUGACGGAGUUGGUAAGGUUGACCCA
Molecule: messenger RNA, 1772 nt
Organism: Hibiscus syriacus
Lineage: Eukaryota; Viridiplantae; Streptophyta; Magnoliopsida; Malvales; Malvaceae
Product: squalene monooxygenase SE2-like
Exons: 8
Coding region: 34-1665 (543 amino acids)
Biological process (GO): sterol biosynthetic process
Cellular component (GO): membrane; endoplasmic reticulum
Molecular function (GO): squalene monooxygenase activity; flavin adenine dinucleotide binding
Source: RefSeq, a predicted model, not a curated record